GAGCUGCUGCCCCCCGCGGCUGCCAGACUCUUUCCAGUGCUGUCGUUGCUUUUGUUUGCCCUGGCGCGCCGCGCCCAGCCAGACACCUUUAAUCCGCCCGACGCCUCCCUGGGCCCCGACACCGCGCGCCGCUGCUCAACGACACCUCCCCACCGCGCCUGCAACACCGACGACUGCACCGCCGCCGCUGCGUGCAUGUGGUGACCGCGACCAUGGUCUCCGACGACGUCUACGAUGCCGCGCUGCCGGUUCUACAGAACGAUGCGCUGGACGAAGAGGACAAGACAGACCAGCUGGAGCUGGUGCUGGCCAAGAAGACUGGGCUCUGUGGAAAGCCCCUGGAGAACGCCGUGCUCGACUGCCUCUGGCGCUUCCGCGACGCAGGCAGCUCCUCGAGCUCGCCGCCCCCGAGCCGCCAUACCGUCAUCCGCCGCGCCUCGCCCGCCCCGUGGCAGAUGAACCGCGCGCCCACGCCCGUCAGCCACUCGCCGCGGACGAUACACCCUCCUCCCGGCUUCGGCAUCGCGCCGCCCGCCUUCACCCGUGCCAAAUCCUCCAAUGCUUCUCCUUUCACUUCUCCGCGCCCAUCGCCGCGUCUCGCCUUCUCGAGUCCCCACAUCCCCCAUAGCCCUAGCCUGAGCGCGUACCAGUUCAGCGAGGGCACGAGUCCAAACACUGAGCUUUAUGGUGACCUUGGUAGCGAUUCCGUAGACUGGCUUGUGAACGAUGACUCUGGGAGCACCGAAUCCUCCUCCUUACUCGGCGACGGCACGCUCAACGGCGCGGCGGCCGAGUGGGUUCAGCCUCAGACUGUAGAUAUGGGUCCGUAUGACAUGCUGCGAUCUAUUCUCCGCGAUGACCGGCCCGACGAGGACAUCGAAAAGGCCCUCGAGGCCAAUGCAUAUGAUCUGAGUGCUGCUCUUCUUACGCUCAUGGGUAGCCAAACGCUCGAUGGCCAGCCAGUGCCCGUCACCGUCCCCGAGCAGACCACUUUUCAGGUCGGAAAGUCGAUGAGCCCCGCAUUCCGUCCCGCCACACCUGCUGGUCAGGCGAAAAGCAACAUUAUCUGCAAAUACUUCCUGUCUUCGGGAUCUUGUGCGAGAGCCGAUUGUAGAUUCAGCCAUGAUACGACCAAGACACUGUGCAAAUACUUCCUCAACGGCAAUUGCCUUGCUGGAAGCACAUGCAUGUUCUCGCACGACCCUACUCAAGUAAUGGCCCGUCUAGCUAUCUCAGAUGCAUCCACGCCCCCACUCCAGUCAGCACUCCCAAACUUCCAGAUGCAGGAUUACGAGUUUCCAAGCCUUCAGAACACUAGCUCAGCUGGCUGGACCCCUCAGUUUGCGGCCAUGGACACGGCUUCCCUCGAGCAAUUGUACGGACUCACCGGUGUUCCGAAGCAUCCCCCUCCGGGCUUGAGCCCUUUCCCCACCUUUACUCCCGGCAGCCUAAGCCGCCCGCAGUCUAGGAACACCAGCCGUCAGCAGUCCCGAGCGCCCACCCCUUUGGUCCCCGCUGUAGAUGACAAUGAAGCAUUCCCCAGCCUAGGAUCUGCAGCCGCGGCCAAAGCUGGAAAACGACACCAUGGCAAACGUGGUGGGCAUGGACACAAUAACAAAGAGCCCACCGGGCCGAACAACCUCGCAGAAGUCGUACGCAUGUCACCCUCGCCAGCACCCGCGCAGCUUAGGAAAGGUCUGCGUCCCACAAAAAGUUUUACUGGCUCGCGAGAGAACAGCGCCGCUGCUCAAGCGAUUGCUGCUCCGCAACACAUUCCCUGGCUGGAGACUGGCGAGAAGUGCAACACGGCAUAUAUGCAAGCUCGGCAAGAGGCUUUCAAGCAUGGGAGUCUACGAAAUAAGUUUUUGCAGAGCGCUGCUCAAGCUUGGAAUCGCAGCGACUCCCGUGCCGCGAAGGCGCUGUCUCUUCGCGGCCAGAGCGAGAACAACCUGAUGCGAGAAGCCCAUCGCAAGGCCGCUCAGAUUUUGUAUGAAGAACGCAAUAAAGAUGAUGGGGCGGACGCGCGUGAGCUUUACGUUGAUCUUCAUGGUCUCCAUCCAGACGAAGCAGUCUCGUAUCUGGAAGGCAUACUCACAAAGCACAAGCAGUCCUCACGUCCUGUCUACGCCAUUACCGGCACAGGCCACCAUUCCAAGAACGGCAAGGACAAAGUCGGCAAGGCAAUACGCGGUCAUCUCAACGAGUGGCGGUAUGCUUUCCGCGAAUUUUCCGUGCCUGGAGACCGCAACAAUGUUGGUGGCAUCCUGGGUAUUGACCCUAGCAGCUACGACAAGAGCGUUGCGGAGCGGGCCAAAGAGACAGAGAAUGGGGCUACGACCGAUGUCGACGACCUCAAGAAGGACACCAAGGUGAGGAUCAUGAAGAGGGAUGAGGUGCUGGAUGCGCCGAAAGGACCGAAACGGGCAGCGAUAUGACACAUGCCUGUAGUAGGUAAAGCAAUAAGAAUCACGUGAACUCUCAUUCGCUGUUUGCUUUGUGUUUCUUCAACACGUUCUGUUAAUUGUUUUCAGAAAU
This is a messenger RNA of Paraphaeosphaeria sporulosa, 2535 nucleotides long. RefSeq lists its product as uncharacterized. The record is from RefSeq and is a predicted model, not a curated record. NCBI's taxonomy places the organism in Eukaryota, Fungi, Ascomycota, Dothideomycetes, Pleosporales, Didymosphaeriaceae. Gene Ontology annotation, cellular component: nucleus. The transcript has 3 exons. Gene Ontology annotation, biological process: negative regulation of DNA-templated transcription. Gene Ontology annotation, molecular function: RNA binding; metal ion binding. The coding region runs from base 213 to 2435 and encodes 740 amino acids.